AUGGUAUCUUCCCAGCUCGAGGUUGUUUCCUCUUCGCCUUUCGGUUGUGUCCUGAGGGAUCACGACCGUAAAGAGCGAUGCCGAGAGAGCAAUGCCAGAAAUGUGCAGGCCAUGUUCGACAAGAAUUUCGAUGACUUGGUUCGAGAUCACAUCAAUGGCUACGUAUCUCUGCCUUCCCCUCAUGGUUCAAAAAACCAAAUCUCCCACAAUAAUGUUGUUUCUUGGGUCACAAGUGAACAAGCCAAUGCUAAUCAGCAGCAGCAGGAGCACGACAUGAAAAACAACAUCCCUUCUGCUUCAACAAUCAUCCCUAGGCCGCCUCCGGUUCUCAAGCGAUGGGUGAGUAUGAGGUACCGAGAACAUGUGAAUGAAGCUACAGAACCAACAACACCAAUGCCGUCGGCUUCUACCAGGAAAAAUGCUCAAAACUCACCUAGUCAAUGGGAGAAUACGUCGGCCAAGCACAAUCUCGGCGCUUCCUCCCUUGUUCAAAUAUGGGAGGCCAGGUCGUUAAAUCGAUCCAAGUCAUCCAACUGCAUAAAUUCGAACCAGAAUCAAAGCCAAAGCAUGGAUUCCAACACUAGCAGGACAGGUACUUGUGUAAGCUCUAACGAGAAUAAUGCCAUGGAAGGACUAUCAACAAAUGAUCCAUUUGACGAGAAAUAUGUGAACCGAACAAACAAUAGGGCUUUUUUAACAGUUUGGGAGGCGGCUAGUGAAGCAUCUUGUUCUUCGUGUAUCAGGACUUUCGACACGUCGAAAACUGAAAGAGUGAGAAUUGUGGAUAUCAUCAAGAAAUUGAAAAAUGGAGGGGAAGAUGCGGAUGAUCAUGAACGUGGCAAUAACGACCACAAGCAUUGUUCAACAUCAGAUCAAGCAGAGCAGUGGUGUUUCUCAGUGGCCAUAAGCUCGCCCCAAAUACGCGGGCGACAAGCAUUCAACGAUUUGCUCAUACGGAAAGAGCGAGACAAGAUUAGGGAGUUGGAUUCACUAGUGAAACGCAAGCCAGUUUCGAAAUUUCCGAAGCGUGGCCGUCUUCAGUCGACGCUAAAGCUUAAAAGUCCACAACGCUGCCAGACAAUUCAAGAUAGAUGUCGUCUACAAUCACCAAGGGCUCACCGGAACCGAAUCCCACAAUGGCCUACCAUUACGCAACUCAGGGAGAAGUUUAGUACUGGUUCCGAGCAUCUCAGGACACCGACGGAUGUUUCAGCUACUUCGAGAUUCCUUCAGAAUGACACAAACUCCACUUGCAUGCCCCAGCAAAGAGAAGAUACCCAUUGCCAAAAGAGAGAUCAGAGUUCAUAUCCGGUUAAUCGUUCAACAAUGAACACAAAUGGAGAUGUUUAUGAACAGUCCAAGCCACUUUCAGAUGCCAUACAACAGAUAUCAGGCCCUGCAAAGGCAACGACGCCAUUGGAGGGUCAACUGGAAAAUGAGGUUGCCGAAAAGCAAGGGUCCAAUGGCCAACAACAUCUCUUACUUGACUCGCAAGAAACUGCAAAAACAAUAACUCAAAAUGAGGUUGCAGAGCAAGAAAAGGACCAGCAUCAUCAUCAUCUUACUCUUGAAUCGCAAGAAACCAUGGAAACACCGACAUCGAUGAAUAGUAGCAUAGACAAUGAGAUAGGUGAAGGAGAGGGUAACGGUGAUCGGCAGUACCUUGGCCUAGACUCUCGGUCUGAGUGUACUGUAGUGAAAUCAUCAACAUCCUACGUUAAUGACAGUAACGAGAAUGAGGUAACAGGAGAAGAAGAGGAUCAUUACCAACAAUAUUUCGUUGAAAGUAAUGAUUAUGACUGGUUUACUGAUAUAUCUCGGCCCAAAAGUCACUGGGAAAGCUUAAGGAAAGCAUGGUACGAAGAAGUGCUUAACGCCACCUCAAAAAAUGGAGAGAUACGUCAGCUCGUUGAAAGGGGAAGAGUGUCAAGUUUACUUGCCAGUGAUUUCACAGAAAGCAUGGACCGGCUAUUGACUUGCCGCAUACAAGUGCAGGCAGAUGGAGCUGAAAAUCAACAAGUCGUUGACGAUAAUUACGAUUCAACUUCACUUGGCAGUGAUUUCGUGGAUAGAAUGAAUCGAUUAAUGACUUCUGGGGCACAAUGUCAAGCAGAUGAAGCUCAAAAUCAGCAAGAGGUGGAGGGUAAGGAAAAAACGGUCCAACCGAUGUCUUGUAAAGAAGAAGACUACGACGACGACAAAGAAGAAGAAGAAGAAGAAGAAAGGAGCUUAAGCAGCCAUCAAUGUCAUGAAGCCAAUAACUACUAUGAUCAUUCAUCAUCGUCUUUGCAAUUGCCUUCACCGUCUGCUUUGAGGUCAUGGAGUUCUCAAGAUGGUAACGAAACUGGUAACGAUUAUGAGCGCUGUGCGUCUGAGUUUUCACCUCCACCGCAACAGUCUCAGGCUCAUUGUUAUCAGGAUGCUAGACAGUCGUCUUCUUCAAUCGGUAUGGGACUCAUAUAUGAUUUAAGAGGGGAUAUCCAGCAACUUCGCCAUGAGAUGAGUGAGCUUAGGAAAUCGAUGCUGAGCUGCAUGGACAAGCAGAUGAAAUUUCAACUCCUCUCCUUUAAUUGGAAAGUUCAUUCGGUUGAAGAGGAAGCAAAGAAUUCAACAAAUAGGAUACCAUGGAAACGUAGUUGUUGUAUUUGCUACGAAAUGCACGUGGACUCAUUUUUGUACAGAUGUGGGCACAUGUGUACUUGUCUGAAAUGUGGGAUUGAAUUACAAUGGAGGAGUGGAAAGUGCCCAAUAUGCAGUGCUCCAGUCCUGGACGCUGUGCCAGCCAAGUUAUGA
Molecule: messenger RNA, 2793 nt
Organism: Hibiscus syriacus
Lineage: Eukaryota; Viridiplantae; Streptophyta; Magnoliopsida; Malvales; Malvaceae
Exons: 7
Coding region: 1-2793 (930 amino acids)
Source: RefSeq, a predicted model, not a curated record